Pistacia vera is the source of this 3237-nucleotide messenger RNA. Its product is annotated as probable leucine-rich repeat receptor-like serine/threonine-protein kinase At3g14840. The record is from RefSeq and is a predicted model, not a curated record. Gene Ontology annotation, biological process: protein phosphorylation. Gene Ontology annotation, molecular function: protein binding; protein kinase activity; ATP binding. NCBI's taxonomy places the organism in Eukaryota, Viridiplantae, Streptophyta, Magnoliopsida, Sapindales, Anacardiaceae.
CUAAGCGUUCUAUGAAACAAAAAAAAGGAUUUAAUCAUCGGAGUGGGAGAGCACUUAAGCUUAGCAGAAAUGGGGACUAAUCAGGGAGAGAAAGAUGAGUAUUAUUUAUGAAUUUGGGAUGAGAUUGAUUGCUGAUAAGAGUUUAUAUUUACAACUCUUCUGAGAUUGAUUACUGAUAAGAGAUUAUAUUUACAACUCUUCUCUGCGAAAACCUAAGCUUAAUUAUUUCAAUAUGUUGUAAUAUUUACCGCCAACUUCAAUUGAAGCACAGAAUUCUUAAGGCUCAGAAUCUCCCUGGCGUCCUUCCACCGGAGUUGGCCCGGCUACCUUGCCUCCAAGAAAUUGACCUCACUCGCAACUACCUUAAUGGCACAAUUGCUCCAGAAUGGGGCUCGUCAACAUAAACUGACAUUUUAUCUUGUUCCAAUUAGUUCCCUUAUUGGAAACCCGUUAACUGGUUCAAUUCCGAAAGCGCUGGUAAACAUUAGCACUCUCACCAGUUUAACCCUGGAGUUCAAUAAUUUGUCCGGAGAUUUUCCUGCGGAGCUUGGGAGUCUACCGAGAAUCGAAAGAAUACUUCUUAGUUCAAACAAUUUUACUGGGGAAUUGCCAGAAACAUUUGAAUUGACCACAAUGAAGGAUUUUCGAAUUAGUGACAACCAAUUCUCAGGACAGAUUCCCAAUUUCAUUCAGAACUGGACAAAGCUCGAAAAACUAGUUAUUCAGGCAAGUGGUAUGGUUGGUCCAAUUCCUUCCGGCAUUGCCACUUUGGAAAAGUUAACUGAUCUGAGAAUUAGUGACUUGAAUGGAACUGAAGCAACUUUUCCACCACUUAGUAAAAUGAAGAUGAAGAUACUGAUAUUGAGAAGUUGCAACAUCAUUGGUAAACUACCAGAAUAUCUUGGACAAAUGACAACUUUGAAAACCUUAGAUCUCAGCUUUAACAAACUAAGUGGAGUAAUUCCAAACACCUUUAGUGGUCAAGCUGAUGCAGAUUACAUAUAUCUAACUGGAAACUUGCUUACCGGACCAGUGCCUGCUUGGAUGCUGGAAAAAGGAGACAUGAUUGAUCUUUCAUAUAAUAAUUUCACUUAUAAAAGCUCAGAGGCGUCAGGCUGCUGCCAACAUAAAAACGCGAACUUGUUUGCAAGCUCUUCUAAGGCUAGUAACUUCACUGGAAUCGUUCCAUGUCGAAGCUCCCGUUGUCAAAAAACUUGGUAUUCUCUUCAUAUAAAUUGUGGCGUGAAAGAUGUGGUUGCCGAUGCAAAUACUAAAUAUGAAGCUGAUACAGAUCCAGCAGGACCUUCAAGAUUCUUCACGAGUAGAACUAAUUGGGGAUUUAGCAGCACUGGUCACUUCUUGGAUGAUGACACCCCUUCGAAAACCUAUAUUUGGCAAAAUACUAAUACUUCUAGACUCUUAACAAAUGAUUCUGAGCUAUACAUGAGAGCUCGCCUUUCUCCCAUCUCCCUAACAUAUUAUGGGUAUUCUGGAAAUGGAAACUACACGGUCAACCUUCACUUUGCAGAAAUAAUGUUCAAAGAUGACAAUACUUUUAGCAGCUAUGGGAAGCGCAUAUUAGAUGUUUACAUUCAGGGAGUGUAGGUGCUAAAGGAUUUCAAUAUUGAGGAUGAAGCUGGUGCUGUUGGUAAGGCAAUUAUAAAAUGAUUUCCUGUCGCUGUGACCAACAGUACCUUGGACAUUCGCUUUUAUUGGGCUGGGAAAGGAACAAUUGGUAUCCCUUACAGAGGAAUUUAUGGUCCUCUUAUAUCAGCUAUUUCUGUUAGUCCUGAUUUCAUUCCUCCACCAGAAAAUGGCAGCAGCAGUAGUAUAUCAGUUGGCACAGCUGUAGGAUUUGUGGCUGGAGCAGUAGUCGCCCUUAUCCUGGUUGCUGGUAUCCUUUGGUGGAAGGGUUGUCUAAGACCAAAAAGCACAUUGGAACGAGAUCUAAAGGGUCUAGACUUGCAUACUGGUUCCUUUACUUUAAGGCAAAUUAAAGCCACCACAAACGACUUUGAUGUAGCCCACAAGAUUGGAGAAGGUGGUUUUGGUCCUGUUUACAAGGGUGUCUUGGCAGAUGGUACUGUAAUUGCAGUUAAGCAGCUUUCCUCUAAAUCAAAGCAAGGAAACCGAGAGUUUGUAAAUGAGAUAGGCAUGAUUUCUGCUUUGCAACACCCUAAUCUUGUAAAGCUUCAUGGAUGUUGUAUCGAAGGAGAUCAAUUAUUGCUAAUUUACGAGUACCUGGAAAAUAACAGCCUCGCUCGAGCUUUGUUUGGUCCAGAACAGUAUCAGUUGAAGUUGGAUUGGCCAACAACAAGCAUCUGUGUUGGUAUAGCGAGAGGAUUGGCUUAUCUCCAUGAAGAAUCAAGGUUGAAGAUUGUCCACAGAGACAUCAACGCCACUAAUGUUCUUCUUGACAAGGACUUAAACCCUAAGAUAUCUGACUUCGGUUUGGCCAAGCUAGACAAAGAAGAAAACACCGACAUAAGCACACGAGUUGCUGGAACAUUUGGACAUAUGGCACCAGAAUAUGCAAUGCGAGGCUAUUUAACUGAUAAAGCAGAUGUUUAUAGCUUUGGAGUUGUUGCCCUGGAAAUUGUUAGUGGGAAGAGCAACAGUAGUUUCCAGCCAAAGCUUUUUCUUGUCGAUUGGGUUCAUUAUUUAAAAGAAAAUGGAAACUUAAUGGAGCUAGUUGAUUCACGAUUGGGCUCCGAUUUUAACAAAGAAGAAGUAAUGGUGAUGAUCAAUGUGGCUCUCCUAUGCACUGAUGUCUCUCCGACAGUUAGGCCGACAAUGUCUUCAGUUGUAAGCAUGCUAGAAGGCAGGGCUGCUGUUCCAGAGUCGGUUGCAGACUCAACUGUCACAACCGAUGACGCCAAGUUUGAAGCAUUUAGAAACUAUUAUCAGUCCGGCAGAGACCAUACAAAAACCAGUAACCAGAGCCAGAGUAUGUCGAUGGAUGGACCAUCAACAGGUUCUUCAACAUCUGCAGUUGAUCUUUAUCCAGUCAAUCUGGACUCAGGUUACCUAAAUGCUAGAGAUUAGACAUAUGUGCAGAUUUUCUUGUUUGUUGCUUGGUUCACAAGCUAUCUUCACCUCAAACAAGUUUCAUUGUUUACCUUUUUUUUUUUAGUUCCUUUUUUCUACUUAUCAGAACUUGAAAAUGGUUGAAAUCAUGUUUAUAGAAAUCUUAGGAAUAGAUAUAUAUAAUUAUGUAAUUCUAGAAAAUUCCAUGAA